UGAGAAACGCAAUUGCAGGAGAGGGAGAGAAUAGAGUGCGGUCUGUUUCGAGGACUUGUUUCGUUAAUGAUGGAGUGAAUGAAAUCAAAAGCGACAGAGCUACAGGAGACUGCACGCACACACGCGCCCGCGCGCGCGUACACACACACGCACACACAAUGGGACGGGGAUCCGCACUCAGCACAGUGAACCGGAGGGACAUUUGCAGAGACACGCUUUGUGUCAUUACUUAAAUGAUCGCUGAUCGGAGAGUGUGAACCUGAGACAGAGAUGAAUUGACGUUUUUGUUAGCAGCGGUGGGACGGACGGGUUUGUGCCGGCGCGCCUUGCAGCUAUGGCAUGGUUUUACAUCUUAACUUUGGCCGUCGGUGUUCACGUGAACAAAGUGCUGGCUGGGCCACGCUUCUCUCAGGAGCCGGCAGAUCAGUCUGUGGUGUUGGGGGAGAGGGUUGUGCUCUCCUGUGUGGUGUUUAACUACACAGGCAUCGUCCAGUGGACCAAAGAUGGACUUGCACUUGGCAUUGGAGAGGACCUGAGGGCAUGGCCACGUUAUCGUGUAUUAAGGAUCAUUGAUGUCGGUCAGUAUAACCUGGAGAUUUCGUCUGCUGAGCUGUCAGAUGAUUCUCUGUAUGAGUGUCAAGCCACUGAAGCGGCUCUCCGAUCCAGAAGAGCCAAACUCACUGUCCUCAUUCCCCCGGAUGAUCCAGUGAUAGAAGGAGCACCAGAGAUUUUGCUAACAGCGGGAAUCUCGUACAACCUGACAUGUGUGUCCCGGGGAGCCAAGCCUCUUUCCACCAUAGAGUGGUACAAAGAUGGAGCUUUAGUGGAAGGAGCUCAUACUAGCACUGAGGUUUUACCUGACAGAAAGCGAGUAACUACACGCAGUUUCCUGCCAAUUCAGCCAGUAGACACAGACACUGGACACAACUUCACUUGUGUUGCCUCCAAUCUUGCAGUGCCACUGGGCAAACGAGCCAGUGUUACACUCAAUGUGCACCAUGCUCCCACAGUAUUAUUAUCGAUUGAGCCUCGUUCAGUUCUUGAGGGAGAGAGAGUAACAUUUACAUGCCAAGCUACAGCCAACCCUCCUAUCAUGGGCUACAGGUGGGCUAAAGGUGGAGUAAUCCUGGAGGGAGCAAGGGAGAGUGUGUUCGUGACUACAGCCGAUCACUCAUUCUUCACUGAGCCUGUUUCCUGCCAGGUGUUCAACGCUGUGGGCAGCACCAACGUCAGCAUAUUGGUGGACGUUCACUUUGGUCCAAUCCUGGUAGUGGAACCGAGGCCUGUAACAGUGGAUGUGGACUCUGAUGUAACACUGAACUGUAAAUGGGCAGGAAAUCCUCCACUUACACUCACCUGGACGAAAAAGGGCUCCAGUAUGGUUCUCAGUAACAAUAAUCAGUUGUAUUUAAAGUCGGUGAGUCAGGCUGAUGCAGGACAGUAUGUGUGUAAAGCCAUCGUACCCAGGAUUGGGGUUGGUGAGACAGAGGUCACCCUGACAGUCAAUGGUCCACCAAUUAUUUCAAGCGAACCAGUUCAGUAUGCUGUAAGAGGUGAGAAGGGUGAGAUCAAAUGCUACAUUGCGAGCACACCUCCUCCUGACAAAAUUGUAUGGGCCUGGAAGGAGAAUGUGUGGGAGAAGGAUAGAGGCACUCUGUCAGAGAGGUACACAGUAGAGCAGAGCAAGCCUGCAUCAGAAGGGGGAGCUGUACUCUCCACCCUCACCAUCAAUAAUGUUAUAGAAUCAGACUUUCAAUCCACAUACAACUGCACAGCCUGGAACUCAUUUGGACCAGGCACCAUGAUCAUCACACUGGCGGAGACAGAUAUUGUCCCUGUGGGUAUAAUAGCUGGUGGAACAGUCGGAUCUUCCAUCCUGCUAAUUGUCUUCUUGCUUGCACUGGCCUUCUACCUCUACCGCCAGCGAAAAGCCAGUCGUCGGGGGGUUGCAUUGAAGCCUGACAUCAAGGUCGAGACAGUCAACAAGGAGACACCAAGUCUAGAGGAAGAUACACCAGGUGUCUCUACAGCAUCACGCAUGGUAAAGACAUUGCACUCUUUUCUUCCCUCUGUCUCCCUCUCUCCCUCCACUCAGCCUUUCAAAGAGGACACGGAGCUGAAGCAGGAAACACGCACUGAAACACAGGAGACCAAGGAGGAGUAUGAGCUGAAGGACCCAACAAAUGGUUACUACAAUGUGCGAGCGACAACCCACGAUGAAGGGCGUUCCGCAGCCCGCUACCAAGAAUUCCGCCCACCAAAUCCAGCCUCAGUCUCCACUUCUGCAGCAGGCUCAGCACCCGGAAUAAAUCCCGCUCCCAUUGGCCGCUAUGAACCACGCCCUCCAUCUCGGAUCACCCACAAUACCUAUGCCCAGUUCAGCACCAUUGCCAGGACCAAACAAAGCCAGGGUCCACCAAAAGCAGCACUUCAGACAACAGACUAUUCCAGAGAAUGUGGCCUCUUAGAAUCAACCAAUCCGCUUACAUAUGACACAUAUGGAUACCAAACAUCUGCGCAAUACGCUCAGUACAGGCUUGGCUUUGCUCCGCCGCUUGAAGAAGGACCAGCGUAUGAGAUGUAUCCAAAAGGACAGGGGGUGGGGCCAAACCAAGGAGUAGGGCCAGAAGCUGGACUGGGGAAGUACGGGAGCUCAACCCGUUUCUCUUAUUCAUCUCCACCCACAGAAUACUCUCAAAGACACACGCAGAGGAUGCAGACACAUGUAUGAGAGAAUAACAGGACACUGUCUCUCACACACACAUACACACACACACACACACACACACAUACAUACACAUACACACUCAUUUACUGAGGACUUACUUAAUUGUGAUUAAUCAACAGCUAGAUUUUCAGACUAGUGUAGCUAUCUCAUAGUCACACACACACACACACACACACACACACACACACACACACACAUUGUAUUUUGUACUAUCAUGUAUUCAUUGUGUGCCAUCACUAUAGUGCCAAACCAAGAAUAAAUAUGAAAUGCAAAGACAAAAUAUAAAAAAAAAAAGAAAAAAAAGUGGAGGGGCACAUUCAUGACUAUAUAUAUUCUCUCUCAAUUCUCCCCUUUAACCCAACCCUGUUACUCUUUUACUGUCGUCAUAUGUAAAUAUAUCUGAAAGACAUGUCAACAGACACAAGGAGUAUUUCCUUGAAGUUGGCAACUGCCCUAGAUUUACAAUAGGAUAUAAUAGGAUAGCUGAGAAGAAGCAAUAGGUUUGCCUAUUGAAGGGGACAUGAUAAGGACAGUUUCCUGCCGAUGGCACCAGAGGAUAUUGAGAAAUGACUCCAGCCGUAGUUAACCCUGUUUUUUUUCCAUUGGAUGAUAUGAAGGACAGUAUAUGUGUGUGAUAUGUUUCCUCUACAGUGUAAAGUCUCAUUGGUGUUACACCUGCAAGCACUGCUGAUAUCCAGUAUUUAAAAAAUCAGCAGUUAGAUUUUUGCUUGUAGCAAAAGACUGUCCACUGUUGGUGGCACACCAUGAAAUGGUAAUGGAAGUCUAUAAUUUGUAGUCAUUUUGUCUUAGCAGUACAUCCAUAACUGGCAGCUAUUGCAAAAAAAAACAACUGCAUUUUAUAAAAACUCUUAUUGUUGGCUUCCAAGUCCCAAGUAUGAUAUAUUUGUUCUAAAUUGCAGAUAAAGACCAGCUUGUUUCAUUCUAUAUAAAUACAUAAAGAAGAGCAUUUGCACUGCCCUUUUUGUAAAGGGAUUUGUGUAGUGUUGUGAAAAACUGUGCAGUACUGCAGAAACUGGACCUGAAAAGACUAAAUUACAGUAAACUUAGAGGUGACACUGCACAUGUGUGUGAGCAACAGCUUAGCUACUGUACCCUUGUUCUGGAGAAGAAGAAAAACUAAACUUUCAGCCUGUAUUAAUAAACCUUUGUGACUGCGCUUUCUAUAAUUUUGUUACCAAUAAAAAAUAUGUAACUCUUUAUAAUACCUCAUAAGGAUUUAGGGAAAUUAAUGAGUUUUUUAAUAAUGACUUAAUCAUGUUGUAAUAUAAAUGACACUGUUCAUAAUGAUGCCCUGUGGUUCUCAGCAUUACUGCCCUAACUGAUUGUGUGCUAAAUAGGACUAUUAAAAGUUUAUAAGUGCACAUCAGUUAAAAUGAUUUCUGCUAUUUAUAUUACACAUUUAAAGCUGCUACAGACUAUGUACAUAUGCAUAUUUAAGGUGUAUGUAUGCGUAUUAAUAUUUGUCAUUACAAGCAUUACCAAAAUAACAGAACAUAAGUACAGUCAUUUAGCUUUAUUUAUUCAGGCUGUAUAUAAAGUGUUACUGAAAAAAAACUUCUAAGCUGCUUUUUCGUACCUGGUACAAAAAAAACUACCAAAAAAGAUAAAGCACGCGAGGUGAAGUCCUCACUUCCAUAAUAUCUAAAUUUUUUGCUACUUUUUAUUGUGUGGGCGAGCACACAAUCACAUAAAUGUGGGGAUGUUCCAGAGAGGAACAAUUGAACCUUUUUCUAUUUGUAUUUUUCUCUUGUCCUGCAUCACAUAUUUGCCCCUUCAAGGUAGAAAAGUGCUUUUCCACAUUUUUAUCUAAACUUAGAACAUGGCAUUUAAAAGCAUUUUUAUAUAUUUUUUUAUACAAAAGGGAAAAAAGUCAGAACAACAGAAAAUGUGUGAAACAAUGUGAGCAUUUCCAAGUCAUUGUUGAUGUAAAUGAUUUGUACUUUUACAGUUCUAUUGCCAGACGGUAACCACUAAUUAAAUUGCAAAAAAAUUCAAAAACAAACAGUAUACCCAUAAUGAACAUUGAAAAACCCACAAUAUUAGCUUAUAAAUAAUCAUUAAAUGUAGCUACCAUACAGUGUGCCAUUCCUUUUUCUCACCAGAUGGGUGACCUUGCAUUUCUUUAUCCCAUUAUUUGUGCCCAUCUUGUACCGUCUGAAUGAAAGAUGCAUAAGAAACAUGCAAAAAUACCUAGGCCAAGUUUCAACCAUGCAUUAUAUAGAUAUUAAUCAGUUAUCUGUUUCCUGAUAUGCAUUGUUUAGAUGAAAUCUUAAAAUCUGUUUUCCCAUUAGAUUUUCAUUGCCGGACAGAUAUGCUAAACAGGGUGAAAGCUUCCAAAUUUAGCAAAUAAUUGGCUUCACAAAGUGAAUAAUACCCUCUAUGGACAGACGGCCCAUUGGAGGUUAAUUUUCCAUCUUGUUAUGGAUGUUGCUGGCCUUGGCUCUAGACCUGCCAUGAGCCCCCUCAUCAUAAAGAAAUUACUGAAGAUGAAGGAAUGACUGAAUUGAGAAAAUUUGUCCAUUGUUAAAUAUGCUGAAUUUAUUCAUUUUAAAGCUACAAUUUAAGUAAUAUAACAAAUUCACUCUUUCUAGCAGUACAAAAUACCAUUUUGUAUGUAAUGCCACAAACAUUAAAAAAGAUAUGUCUCAUUCCCACAAAUACAGUAUACUGAAUAUAUGAGAUUGAGCGAAUGUGCAGUACUCUUUGUAGAUGUGCGUCAUAGCGUGAAUCUUGCCAGUUUUCCCAAUUACUGUAUCUCUAUCUAACUCCUGUUAUAAAAUCCUAUUUAGUAUUAUCGUGUUUAUAUUGGGUCUUUUACUUGUUCUUGUGAAUUUCAUAAUUUUAUUCAUCUUUUAAAUGUGUACAAAAAUCAAAAUUUAUAUUAUUCAUAUUUGUUUUAUUCCCUAAUCUUAUUUUACACAAAAUUUUUUAUUGUGUGAUUAUUUUUCCAUUUUAUUAAAUAAAUACACCUUUUUCAUAGUAACCAAAGCUUAUGUCAUUCUUUGGAUGUGGGAAAAUGCAUAAUUAUGAAUAUACGUUAUUGGUUAAUUAUCUGUUGCUAUUUCAGCUAAAAAUGUAUAAAAAGUGGUAUUGGUUUUUUUUUUUUUUUUACCAAGGGCGGGCUGUGCAUCUAACAUCUAGGCUUUUAGUGGUGUCACCUGAACCAAUCCACCUCUGAAUACCAUCAUUAUGACCAGUAUGGAAGCCAUCAAUAUUUUACAGAAAUGCAGUAUAUCUGAGCAGCCACAGCAUCGCAGACAGGUAUCUCACACAGUGAAAAUGAACUAAAGCAAGAAACCCAAUUAACACAAUAUAACAAGUCUCCUUUCACUG
Molecule: messenger RNA, 6082 nt
Organism: Silurus meridionalis
Lineage: Eukaryota; Metazoa; Chordata; Actinopteri; Siluriformes; Siluridae
Gene: kirrel1b
Product: kirre like nephrin family adhesion molecule 1b
Exons: 15
Coding region: 335-2731 (798 amino acids)
Biological process (GO): cell-cell adhesion
Cellular component (GO): cell-cell junction
Molecular function (GO): cell adhesion molecule binding
Source: RefSeq, a predicted model, not a curated record